Neocloeon triangulifer is the source of this 1143-nucleotide messenger RNA. RefSeq names its product probable methyltransferase-like protein 15 homolog. NCBI's taxonomy places the organism in Eukaryota, Metazoa, Arthropoda, Insecta, Ephemeroptera, Baetidae. The transcript is spliced from 3 exons. Gene Ontology annotation, molecular function: rRNA (cytosine-N4-)-methyltransferase activity. Gene Ontology annotation, biological process: rRNA base methylation. The coding region runs from base 1 to 1047 and encodes 348 amino acids. The record is from RefSeq and is a predicted model, not a curated record.
AUGCUAAGGACGUGCAGUAGACGAGUUAUUAGCCGGUUGUUCUCAAUCUCCCAGUCUGCUGCCCUUGCUGAGGAGACUCCACCCCAUGUUCCAGUCAUGGUUGACCUUGUUGCCGAACACCUUCAGUUGUCCGAAGGCAAAACUAUCGUGGACAUGACCUUUGGUGCUGGUGGCCACACCAAAAAAAUGUUCGAGGUGUGUCCUGAGGUGAAGGUCAUUGCCCUGGAUAGAGACCCGGUGGCUUUUGAAUAUGCCCAAAACCUGGCUGCAGAUCAUCCACUUAAUCUUACCCCUCUUUUGGGAAAAUUCAGCGAGUUGCCGAUACUUCUUAAUGGUUUGGACAUUAGUCCUGGAAGUCUAGAUGGAAUGUUGCUCGACCUUGGUUGCUCUUCUAUGCAGAUGAACCACGGCCACCGAGGAUUUUCUAUCAGCAGGGAGGGACCUCUGGAUAUGCGGAUGGACAGCAGUCCUAAAAAUCCAGAUCCAACGGUGGCAGAGGUUUUGGCUCACAUUGAGGAAGACGAACUUGCAAAGACUUUAAAGAUCUAUGGUGAAGAGAGACAAGCCAAGAAAAUAGCCCGGGCUGUUGUGGAAGCUCGUUACGCUGGAAUUUACAUGCGAACAACCAAGGAACUCAGCGAGCUGGUGGCCGAGGUCUGUGGCAUCGAUCAUCGGCAGGACAAACUUCAGCGACAUGCACACUCGGCAACUAAAGUUUUCCAAGCCCUGCGCAUCCUGGUCAACAAUGAACUCAACGAGAUCAACUACGCUAUGCUUUUGGCCAGCCGCUACCUGAAAAAGGGUGGCCGCCUAUUGGUGCUGACUUUCCAUUCGCUCGAGGACAAAAUUGUUAAGCGGCACUUGUUCGGACAUGUAUCUGGAUUUGCAGCCAAUGUAGAAGCACCCAAGUAUUCUUUGGACAUGCAAGAACCUAACACUUGUUGGCACCAGCUCCACAAGCACGUCAUUAUACCCUCAGACGAUGAGGUUUACGAAAACCCCAGGAGUCGAUCGGCUAAAUUAAGAGUAGCUGAGAAAGUGAAGUAAAUUUAUAAAUCAACUUGCUGUGUACGUCUGUUGAGGCAAUAAAUUGUUAAUUUAUAAAAACCUUAGUCAAAGGAAAGAUAAAACAAAGAAGUAGAA